UCACACUCACACCAUUCAGCUCGAGGUAAUCAAGGCUACAAGAGGUUCUACGGCAAUAAGAAAACAUGGCUGAGGCAUUUAAGUCAGCCGCGCUGGUUCUUUUUACGGAGAAAUGCUUUGAGGAAUACUUUGAAGAUCAGAAUUUUUUCGACCCUGAAUGCUUCAAAUCCACUCUCAGCAGGGGACUGGGCAUCGGAAUUAUAGCAGGAUCAUUUCUUGUUAAAUUACCACAGAUUGUUAAAAUCUCUAACAAUAAAAGUGGUCAGGGUAUAAACAUCUUCAGCGUAUUACUAGACCUCUUUGCCAUCACCGCUACGGUUGCUUACAGUUUUGUAAACGGAUUUCCUUUUAGUUCUUGGGGAGAUGGAGUAUCAUUGGGUCUACAAACAGCAGCGAUUGGUGCUCUGGUGAUGCAUUAUAACGGUGCAACUCAACAAGCGGUUGCAUUUGUUAUUGGGUAUCUAGCAAUUGUGUAUACUUUGACAAGUGGCCUAACUUCUGUGAACAUUUUGUGGUCCAUGCAAGCUGUGAAUGUCCCGAUCCUCCUUACAAGCAAGGUGAUACAAGCCUAUACGAAUUACCGUAAUGGAAAUACAGGACAAUUAUCAGCGGCCACUUCAUUUAUGCUGUUCUUCGGUUCUCUCGCUAGAAUUUUCACCUCUGUCCAAGAAACCGGCGAUUCAAUUUUGAUUCUCACUUAUGUGUGCUCUACAGCUGCCAAUGCGCUUAUCCUGUCUCAGGUACUUUAUUACUGGAACGCUAUCAUCAAACCAGCUACCAAGAAGAGUAAAAAGACUAAAUAAAUAUGUUACAUACAAGAAAUGCAGAAUGUCAAUAUUUUUUUUUUUACAUCAGCCAAAUGUGUUUAAUUAACUGUAAUAGUUAAUUAUCAAAUGAACGGUGGUGGUUUAUAGUGAAUUGUAAAAGCAACAACGCUGGAUAUGACGAAC
Molecule: messenger RNA, 950 nt
Organism: Neodiprion virginianus
Lineage: Eukaryota; Metazoa; Arthropoda; Insecta; Hymenoptera; Diprionidae
Product: mannose-P-dolichol utilization defect 1 protein homolog
Exons: 5
Coding region: 66-803 (245 amino acids)
Biological process (GO): oligosaccharide biosynthetic process
Source: RefSeq, a predicted model, not a curated record